Acinonyx jubatus (cheetah) is the source of this 1710-nucleotide messenger RNA. It is a transcript of the gene FAM221B, whose product is annotated as family with sequence similarity 221 member B. The record is from RefSeq and is a predicted model, not a curated record. Bases 522 to 1667 code for a protein of 381 amino acids. The transcript has 6 exons. Lineage: Eukaryota; Metazoa; Chordata; Mammalia; Carnivora; Felidae.
CUCAUAGGAACCUUACAGAGACCCUCACAAACCCAGACACCUACGGACGUCCCCACAGAUGUCCGCAGACUACCCAAACACUCUCACAGAGAUCCAACAAACCCCUUUAAGAGAAGUGAGCCCCCUAAACUCGUCCCCUUUGGUCCAAUGCAGCCUCCUCUGGAGACCGGACUGUUGUUGCCACGGAGACUACCAGGCGUUCCGAUUGCUCUGGUGACGGAUCCCUCCUCUCCCGGCACGGGUUCCAGAGGUUUCAGUCAAGCUCCUCCCUCAACGGCCCCGGAACCCCUCGUCCCUCCCCAAGUCCCCCUCCUCAGAUCUGGCCAGAGCUCCUUUGCGAAUUUCUGCAGGUGUCCAAGUCCCCUCGCCAAGUCGUAGACUUGAAGGCAAGGCCUCUCACUACAUAGCAAGUACAGCCAGGUCUCAUCCAAGAGCCUUCCAUCCCUCGCUAACAUUUCCCCUUCCCAGCUUAAGACGAGAUCCUGACCUAAGGACUUGUAACAGCCAAGACAGGCCCAGAGAUGGAAGCAGACGAGGUCACAGAAGAGCCUCAAACAGCCAUGGAUGCAGAGGAACACCCCUCUUCAAAGGACCCCUCUGCCAAGGACUCACAGGAGCCCCCUGGCCCUGAAACAUCCUUUGAGACUUCCAUCCCUGAGACCCCUUUAGAGCCCCACACCUCUGAGAUCCCUUUAGAGCCCCACAUCUCUGAAUCUCAUAGGACACCAUCUGCUUCCCAGACCCCUUUAGAGAGCCACACCUCUGAAACCCUUUUGGAGCCUUCCAUCCCUGAGACCUCUUUAGGAUACUCUGUCUCGGAGAUCCCUUUGGAAACCCCUAUCCCUGAGACCCUACUGGAGACUCACAUGUUUAAGGUCCCAGAGAAACACCUUUCUUUUCAUACCUCAUCACAAGGCCGUAUCACUGUACCUUCCUCUAAUACUCUGAAGGAAGACCUCUCUGAGUAUUCCUUCAGUGAGGUCUCACAGACAGGGAGGUCUACCCAGAUCUCUGAGUCUGAGAUCCUUCAAAAGCACUCCCUUUCAGGCCCUUCAGCCCAGGUCCACCUGGACACAUCUGCAAAGGAGAAGGAAGAGGAAGGAGAGGACAAGGAACAGGUGGAUGCCACUGACAGUACCACACACACAGCUCAGCCUGGACACCAGCUGGUCAAGAAGAAGGGGAAGAAAGGAGUUAGCCGUCUCCAUAUUGGCUGGCGCUGCCCCCAUUAUCUAUGGGACUGUUUCCAAAUUGGAGAUGAAUCCAAAUGCUUUUGUGGACACUUGUUGAGAGAGCACCAGAUCGUCUCAGACAUAUCUGUGCCCUGCAAUGUGGGCCAGUGCCGCUGCCUCAUGUUCUGCUUUAUCCCAUCACGCCCAGAGGAGGUGGGUGAGUUCUGGCUUAAAAGACGAGCUACCUUUGACCCUAAGGCCUGGAGGGCCCAAUGUCGCUGCAAACACAGCCAUGAAGACCAUGCAGCUACUGGGUCCCAUUCCUGCAGGGUGAAAGGCUGUUGCUGCAACUGCUUUGAGUCUAAUUUCCUCUGUGCGGCCUGUGACCGGCGCUGGGAGGAACAUGAGACUUUCUUUGAGACUGAGGAGACCCGGCGACGAGGAGGGAGGCCUCACGGGACAGACACUGUCAACACCUGGCGCAAGCCUCUCUGAGCCUGGCUCGAAUCAGCAAUAAAGAAAGGGGAAGCCACUGGAA